Colletotrichum orchidophilum is the source of this 1716-nucleotide messenger RNA. RefSeq lists its product as uncharacterized. NCBI's taxonomy places the organism in Eukaryota, Fungi, Ascomycota, Sordariomycetes, Glomerellales, Glomerellaceae. Bases 1 to 1716 code for a protein of 571 amino acids. The transcript has 3 exons. Gene Ontology annotation, biological process: regulation of DNA-templated transcription. Gene Ontology annotation, molecular function: RNA polymerase II cis-regulatory region sequence-specific DNA binding; DNA-binding transcription factor activity, RNA polymerase II-specific. The record is from RefSeq and is a predicted model, not a curated record.
AUGGCUUCUUUCAAGGAUCCACUGGUCCAAGACCGCUGGAACUCGCACGAUUUCGACGGCGGCCCUCAUUGCUGCCGAUGGAUUUGCAGCGAUGCUUUGGCAACUCCUGAUCCUCGGGUCACGGCCUCGGCUGACAUGGGAGAUGCCUCUGCUUCUGAGACGCACUUCACCCCAGUCAGAUCCGACGAGAUGCUGUACUCUCUUGAGGGAGGCAGCUCCGACGAUGGAGGACAUUCGCCCACACCACUGUCGACGUUAGGAAGACGUCAACCUAUGUCUGUGCUGUCGUUACUUCGCAAGUCCCGCCUCGCAUCAAUUUCUUGUGGUGACUGCCAGAAUCAACGCACUGCUUCGUUCCGCCUCCCCAUACCAAGUGAGGCAAUGGCGAGAGUCCGGUUUUCGGACCUUGCAAACAUGGAUCAGCGCGGCCUUCCAGAUUUCCUUGCUCUAGUUCCGGAGUCUCUAGACGAAGCAACAAUUGCUGUCCUGGACACUACUGAGACGUGCCAACAGGUCUCCAUUCGGGAACCUGAUGGCAUGACGCAGUCGUCGUCUGUUGGCCAAGGACCCGAGUACGUCGUAAAACUUCUCGAUCGGCCAUCUGAACUUGAUAGCGCCUGUCCACAAGAAUUCAAACAACUGCAACCAUUCGUAAACCAGCUAGCUCAGCAAAUCGCCGAGUCAACAACCCUCUACCAAAACGACACUUUCUACCAGCAACUUUCAACUUCUGAGACGGAAUUAUACGACCUGUCUGCUGCAACGAUCACCGUUGGCAGAUACCCAAGCGAGAAAAUGACACACCACCCCGAGUUCACCCGCUCCGUCGCCAAUAUGGCGGUCACUACCACAGGCUGGCCCUCUGGGGCCCAGCCGGUAUGUGCUGCACCCGACACCAUGAAUGACACCAUGUAUCAAAUGUCACCUCUCUCCGAUCUCUGUGAAAUGCCGGACGAGAGCGAUGACUGGGCAAUGCUCAUUCAGCAGGACAUGCUCGCCACCGGCGACUUCGACAUGGACGCCUUUGACCUUUCCGCCACCGAGGCAACUUACCAAACCACCAACUCUCCUCAGGACAUCUUCAACGACCCCACCGUCCUGUACGAUGUCGCGCAGAGCCUGGGCCCCGAUGCCUUCGACUUUAACGGCCCUCUGCCCGACCUUUCCGCCUCAGGCUACCUCUCCGGCGACCAGGUCUCCUCCUACUUCGGCAGCACAAACACCUCCCCCUUCGAGCCAGCCCUCGACUUCUUCCCCGAAGCCGACCCGUACUCCAUGUUCCCGGCCAGCGCCGACGGCUCGCCCCUCGGCACGACCACCUCCUCCCCCGGCUCGGACAACACAAACCCCCCCUCUAGCUCCAGCGCCAGCCCUUACCCCUACAGCUGCUCCACCGACGGCUGCACAAAAUCCUUUCGCAAGGAGGCCCAGCUGAAGCAGCACCAGCGCGUCCACCGCAAGGCCCUCGUCUGCACAAUCUGCCGCGCCGAACACCGCGCCGAGCAUAAGUUCGCCCAGGUGCGGGACCUCGAGCGGCACCUGCAGGCGCGCCACAAGGACGUCGCCGAGAAGACCAACGUGCGCUCCGAGAUCCGCUCGUGCCCGCAUGCCGGGUGCGACCACGAGGGGAGGCGGGAUAACGUGUCGAGGCACCACAAGAGUAAGCAUGGUAAGGAACUCAAGUGGAAGAGGGGUGUUCCACACGUGGUGGAUUGA